Arctia plantaginis is the source of this 843-nucleotide messenger RNA. The record is from the annotation of a GenBank genome assembly. NCBI's taxonomy places the organism in Eukaryota, Metazoa, Arthropoda, Insecta, Lepidoptera, Erebidae.
AUGGCGCAUAAAGUAAAGAACAACCACUACGUGGCGACGCACAGGUCUGGAGUGGAUUCUCCUUCAUCUGGCGUCUAUGGACACAGGGCUUCGUCAAGGGAUGAAAAUGAUAGUCAUCGGGCGCCAUCAGAAAGGACAGUAUCAGAGUAUACGACAAUGGACGAGAGGACGAGAUCGCCCCCUGGGGAGCACAGAAACGGUCGGCGGCAUCCUCAAACCAAUGGAUCACCCAGGGUAGGAGACUCUGGUUCGGAGGUAUACGUCACCAGCGCAGCCUACAGACCACCUUCCGAAAUCAGCCGACAGUCACGCGCGCCACGAAGCGUUUACUCGUAUAGAAGUGCUGUGGCGCCAUCUGUUGCGUCUACACACAGAUCCAAAGUCUCCAGAAAGGCAGGAGUGAAAGUAGACGCAAUGGCUGCUCCAAACCCUUUUUGUCCUAACGUAAAGGGCAUGUGCUGCUUGAUGCUGCUGCUGAACCUGGGUCUUAUCCUCGUGACCCUGGGAUUUGUCAUCGUGCUGCAGUUCUUCGAGCCACUGUUUGUUUGGAUACUAGGCAUCGUUUUCCUGAUAUUCGGCUUUAUCACACUAGUGGGGAGCCUCAUAUAUUGCGUGGUGUUAUGCCGAGAGAAUCCAUAUCCCCGUUACCCAGACGACUUUUACUGGACCCACCAUUGGUCUAAGACUAUUGGACCCUCCGAGAUACACUACAGCGCUAGUGAAAAACAGUAUGUCAAGAACGGCCAUAGUGACCGAUAUAAUAAUAAAUAUAAUGGGAAAUACUCUGAUAGGGAGAGUGCUAAAGGAUACUCUGAUAGAGAAAGCAAGCUCAGUCGAUACUGA